Molecule: messenger RNA, 5334 nt
Organism: Carcharodon carcharias (great white shark)
Lineage: Eukaryota; Metazoa; Chordata; Chondrichthyes; Lamniformes; Lamnidae
Gene: bcl11aa
Product: BAF chromatin remodeling complex subunit BCL11A a
Exons: 6
Coding region: 109-2532 (807 amino acids)
Biological process (GO): regulation of transcription by RNA polymerase II; negative regulation of dendrite development
Cellular component (GO): nucleus
Molecular function (GO): DNA-binding transcription factor activity; RNA polymerase II cis-regulatory region sequence-specific DNA binding
Source: RefSeq, a predicted model, not a curated record
CAUCUCCAUCCGCCAUCUUUGUAUUAUUUCUAAUUUAUUUUAUGUCAAGCCAUUGAUGAAGAUAUUUUCUCUGGAGUCUCCUUCUUCCCGCUCCCGAUGUGACCGAGCAUGUCUCGCCGCAAGCAAGGCAACCCUCAGCACUUGAGUAAACGGGAAUUUUCACCUGAUUCCCUGGAAGCCAUUCUCACAGAUGAAGAAGAGGAGCAUGGCACCUUGGGAGCUCCUGAGGGUGACCACGACCUCCUUACCUGCGGCCAGUGUCAGAUGAAUUUCCCACUGGGUGACAUUCUGAUCUUUAUUGAGCACAAAAGGAAGCAAUGCAAUGGCGGCCUUUGCUUGGACAAAGCUGUGGAUAAGCCACCGUCACCUUCUCCCAGUGAGCUGAAAAAGGCAUCCACACCUGUUGAGGUUGGCAUACAGGUCACACCAGAUGAUGAUGAUUGCCUGUCUACAUCAUCCAAGGGAGUUUGCCCCAAGCAGGAAAGCACAGUAGCAGGAAAGGAUGAGCCGAGCAGUUACACUUGCACAACUUGCAAACAGCCAUUCAAUAGUGCAUGGUUUCUCCUCCAACAUGCCCAGAACACCCAUGGAUUCCGAAUUUAUUUGGAGACUGAGCAUGGAAGUCCCUUAACCCCACGGGUUGGCAUUCCUUCAGGACUUGGGGCAGACUGUGCCCCUCAACCUCCACUUCAUGGACUUCACGUAGCAGACAAUAGUCCUUUCAACCUGCUGAGAAUGUCUGGGCCUGUCUCACGGGAAACUUCAGGGCUUGGAGAAGGCCGCUUUCCCCCUACACCUCCGUUGUUUAGUCCUCCACCCCGGCAUCACCUAGACCAGCAUCGAAUGGAUCGGCUGAGUGCUGAGGAGAUGGCUAUGGUGGCAGCACAUCACACCAGUGCCUUUGACAGGGUACUGCGUCUUAACUCCAUACCUAUCGAGCCACCAUCCAUGGAUUUCUCUAGGAGACUUAGAGAAUUGGCUGGCAACACCUCCACUCCUCCAUUGUCACCGAACCGGCCUAGUCCUAUGCAAAGGCUAUUGCAACCAUUCCAGUCGAGCAACAAAUCCCCAUUUCUCAGCACACCACCCCUCCCAGCCCUCCAGCCCGCAGCACCUCCUGCCCAGACUGUGCUCAAGUCUAAAUCCUGUGAAUUCUGUGGGAAAACAUUUAAGUUUCAGAGCAAUUUAAUAGUGCACCGCCGAAGCCACACCGGUGAGAAACCAUACAAGUGCCACCUUUGUGAUCACGCCUGCACUCAGGCCAGCAAAUUAAAGAGGCACAUGAAAACACACUUGCACAAGUCCUCACCCAUGACAGUCAAGUCAGACGAUGGACUUUCCACCGCAAGCUCUCCUGAACCGGGUACUAGUGACCUUGUUGGCAGUGCCAGCAGUGCCCUCAAGUCUGCAGUAGCCAAAUACAAAAGUGAAACAGAUGCCAAUAUGAUUCCAGAAAAUGGGGAUGAAGAGGAGGAGGAGGAGGAAGAGGAAGAAGAGGAGGAGGAGGAGGAGGAAGAAGAGGAGGAACCUGAAAAUGAAAAUAGGUCUGAUUUUGCCUUUGGUGUCAGUCUCGAGGGUGGGCGUCACCAUGAAAACAGCUCGAGGCCUGUAGAGGAGAAGAGGUCUCUGCCUGAAGUGAUGCAUAGCAUUGCCAUGAAUACAAUGCAGCAUUAUGGUGAGGCCUUCCAUCAAGUUCUUGUUGAGAAACACAAGCGGACUCAUCACUCAUCUGAAGCAGAAGUUCAGAGGGAUACUUAUGAUGAAGAUUCAGUUGCUGGUGAAUCUGAUCGCACAGAUGAUGGUACAGUCAAUGGUAGAGGUUCCUCUCCAGGUGAAUCGGCCUCUGGGGGCUUAACCAAGAAGCCUAUAUUGGGAAGCCCGACUUCCCUCAGCCCUUUUUCCAAACGCAUUAAACUUGAGAAAGACUUUGACCUGCCAUCAGCACCUUUGGCUCCCACGGACAAUGUUUACUCACAGUGGCUUGCUGGUUAUGCUGCCUCACGACAGAUGAAAGACCCAUUCCUUAGCUUUGGAGACUCCAGACAAUCACCUUUUGCAACUUCAUCUGAGCACUCUUCAGAAAAUGGAAGUUUACGCUUUUCCACUCCUCCAGGAGAAAUGGACGGUGGGAUCUCAGGUCGGAGUGGCACAGGAAGUGGUGGAAGCACGCCCCACAUCACUGGACCUGGUCCUGGGCGGCCCAGUUCCAAAGAGGGCAAGCGAAGUGACACGUGUGAAUUUUGCGGCAAAAUCUUCAAGAACUGCAGCAAUCUCACAGUCCACCGGAGAAGCCACACGGGCGAGAGACCAUACAAAUGUGACCUGUGCAACUACGCCUGUGCCCAGAGUAGCAAGCUCACGCGACACAUGAAAACGCACGGUCAGAGACAGGAGGAAGCCCGGGAGCCACACCUGCAAUGCUGUGCACUAUUGACUCACAAGGGACAUAAAAGCCCAUGUUCUCAGGACUCAAUUGGGUGCAACUCUUGGCUACACAGUCAAGAUUGGAAAAUCAUGUUCUACCUCCUGUAGUAUUGUAUAAUGGAGCACCUGCCAGUUGCACCACCACAAUUGCAUCAUUUCAACCUUCCUCACCAUUACGUUGAAUAAUCUCAUGCAGCAAAAAGAGAGUAAUCCUUGUAAAGACGUUGUAACCAGGUGAGGUAUUACGGCUAUUAUCUGUCUCAAUUACAGCCACAGUGAUACACAGAUGGACAAACAGAUGGACAGGGCCAUUGGAGUAAAACCUGACAAGGUUGCCUCACCCACUCAGCAAGGUGAGGAUGGAGCACCAUUGAUGAAGUUCCAACCAACGGAAGCUAUGUGGACAUUCUCCCUUCUGAAGGGAAACAAAUGUAAUGUAAUUUUUCUAAAGUUAGUGCUUGAAAAUUAUGAGAUUCAUAACUUAAAACAGUUAAAUAUUUGAUAUAAAGAAGCUCUCUGGUAAGGCACUUUUUCCUUAGAAGUUCUCUGUGCAAAAGCACUGUUUUUUCUAUCAAACUUUCAUAUGUAACACUUGAAGUUGUGCAAUGCAGUGAGACAUCUCCAAUUGUCAGUAGUUAGGAACCCAUUAAAAUAUUCCCUAAGGAUAUCCUAUUCAAUAAUCUAAAGGAUCCUGUAGGAAUUUUAGAGGAUUUUUAUUGUCUUAUAGGAUUUAAUAGGAUCCUGUAAGAUUUCCAAAUUCUUAUGGAGAUUUUAGUAUGGGACUACACUGGAAUGGCUGGAAGGGAAUGAAAGCAGGAUAUGCAAGAGAGCCCGAUGUCUGAGAGCAAUUUUGUGGGUUCAUUGAACUCUAGCGUCAGAUUAAUGAAAGCAAAUGAAGACAUUCCACAUAAACAGGACAAUGCCUUUUCAUAGGGCUAGCAGCUAAAUUACAAAUUUAGUGUCAAAGAUAUAUGCAUAUAAGAAAUAAAGACCAUCCCCUCCCCUAACCUUAAAGGAACACUGUUGAUUUGCUGGGGGAGGGGGAAGGUAAGCACUUCUGGGAACUGCUUAGAGCAGCUUAGUUUUUAUAGGAUGACCUCACUAUUUAAAUUGUUAUUGAAAUGAUUGCCAUGCACUCACACCUGCCACUUUUUGAAUACUGCCAAGCAGAUUUUGUUUCUUUUUUACCUUUCAGGGAUUUUUGGCUUGCAAGUUAGAAAUUCCUGACAACUCAUUUUCCAUCCUUCUUAAUUGGCCCCUUUAGGAUUGCAGUUGGGUCACUCUGCCCUUCCUGCUGGCCAACGAACAAGCUUUACAGUGUUCAUGAUAACGUGACAGAUUACUCUUUUUUUAAAACAACAAAAUUAAUGAAUGCAUUGAGAGUUGUCAAUGAGAGAGUCUCACCAUCAAAAACAUUUAAAAAAAAAAUCAAAUCAUUGCAUAUCGGUCUAUGAUUGCUUGAAUGCUUGCUUUUAUGUGGCUAUUUCUGUUUUUUUUACUAUAAUUAUUUAAGCAUUUUGUCCUGGUGACAUCUUCCAGAGCAGUGUCUUGGAGUAUUUACUGAUUCUGACAGUGUGCGGAGCUCAAUUAACAUCAGUUGAUACCAUCAUUAACCCAGAGUGUUACAGCUUCAGCUGUCCAUGCAUUCAUUCAAUUCCAUCAUUCUGCGGGCUUGGUAUCUCCUCCAUGCUGUACCCCUGAUGAUAUUCUCAAUCUGCACUGUGUACACAUACAUUUUUUUUUAAAUGUAGAAAUAAGGAAUGUCAAAAUUAAAUGGAAUUCUUUGUAACUGCUUUUUUUUAAGAAAAGAAAAGCUCCUGGGAGUAAAAUUCCAUCCGUUUUAUUUGUGGACAGGAUCAAAUCCUGUAUAUAUUCUAGGGAAUAUUUGUGAAUAUUUUUGUUGUCCCAUUUUAUUUGGAUUAGUUUCUUCCAUCUCUUCGUUCUGCCUUACACUGUGCAUUGCUUACUGGCUGAGAGAGUGGACAAGUAGUCUAUUAGCAGGACUCCACUGAUUCCACUCUGUGACUGGCCAGCAAGGAGGUUUAUCUGCGUGUGUGAUGGAAAAACUCAGGGGUCUCACAUGCUAAUGUUCCUUUCCUCCUUGUGGGGAAUGCGCCUUACCUCCCCUUCACUGCCCACCAUUUGUCAUGUAAAGAUUCCCAGGCAUAAGCCCACGUUCUCCCACUUAUUAGGCAAUGGCGCACCAUUGAGGGUGCAAAAUUAAACAGUUUUUUUGAUGCAAUUCUUCUCAUUGCGAAAAGGUAAAUGCAGUGGAAUCCUGCUUUAAGAUGGACAACAGGAUCAGACUCAGCCAUGAUAAAUCUGACUGCACCAGUACUGACAGUGUAAGAAUCAGAACGGGGACAUGGGAACAAUUGACAUCUUUCAGGAAUAUGCUGGUCUCAGGGUUGCAUCCGCAUGGAUUCUACUGUAUUUACAGAUUUUUAGUUUCUUGCAGUUGACACCAUAAUUGGCAGCUCAUUAACUGAGAAUGAUCCAUAGUAUUUCUGUACCAAAAUCAAAAGGACAUUAUUUACAGCAUGUUCUUAGUAUUUGUGUGUUGCUAUGAUGAUAAAGUACAGCUAAAACCUGGUGAAAUCCCCUUGUUCUAUGUCACAAAUGUAAAAACAAAACAAAAUGCUCUCCACUUAAAAGAGUCAUAGAAAUAAACUUGUAAAAUGACUAAUUGUUUUUUUCAAUCAUAAUUCUAUUAUCUUUCUGAACAAUCAUUUAAGCUUGCCAUGAGAAUACUGAGCACCUUGUCAUCCUUCUACAAUGCUGUACCUGGACAUUGUAUUGACAGUGUAUAUAUGCUGCUAUGAAAUGUAUUCUGUUUCAGCGAGUCACCAUGGAUUCAGAAACAUGUAUUUUGUAUUCCUUUCAAUAAAGUUUUUUUUUGCUGUAUUAAAA